Messenger RNA from Nerophis ophidion (straightnose pipefish), 6985 nucleotides. RefSeq names its product pleckstrin homology domain-containing family A member 1-like. Gene Ontology annotation, cellular component: cytoplasm; membrane. Gene Ontology annotation, molecular function: PDZ domain binding. Bases 238 to 1449 code for a protein of 403 amino acids. Lineage: Eukaryota; Metazoa; Chordata; Actinopteri; Syngnathiformes; Syngnathidae. The transcript is spliced from 13 exons. The record is from RefSeq and is a predicted model, not a curated record.
CGCUCUUCGUUUGUGACGAUCUUCGGCCCUGCUGAGGAGCCACCGUGCCUCGCCUUCAGCCUUCAACCCGCAGCCGAGUCCUCGCUGUCGGCGGACGGGAGAUGGGCUGAGGCGGGAGCAGGACCACCCCCAGGCGGCUACUGAGGCCACGAACUCGGGUUUCCUUGCUCCUCUUUGCCUCCGCCCCCCUUCUCCGUUUUUGGGCCCGCGCAGGCCAGGGAAUGUCCCGGCGGCGCCAUGCCUUACGUGGACCGACAGAACCGCAUCUGUGGCUUCCUGGACAUCGAGGAGAACGAGAGCAGUGGCAAGUUCCUGCGCCGCUACUUCAUACUGGACACCCAGCAGGGGAGCCUGGUGUGGUUCAUGGACAACCCGCAGAAUCUCCCGGUGGGUGCAGACUGUGUGGGCUCCUUGAAACUCACGUACAUUUCUAAGGUCAGCGACGCAACCAAGCUGAGGCCUAAGGCAGAGUUCUGCUUUGUCAUCAAUGCCGGGAUGAGGAAGUACUUCCUGCAGGCCAAUGAUCAGCAGGACCUGGUGGACUGGGUCAACGCUCUCAAUAAAGCCACCAAGAUCACGGUUCCAAAAGUGUCCGACGGCACGCAGAACUCAGAGAACCACAAGUCUCUGCAGGACACGGUAGGACCCAAGAAGCAAGUGUCCUAUAAGACGGAGAUCAUAGGAGGAGUUCCCAUUGUGACCCAGACGCAGCAUGAAGGCAGCGAUGGUGCAGAGAGAGCCGAGCGGGAGGCCAUGCACCGCUCACACAGCCAGCUGCCCUACUUCCUGGGCAGGCCGUCCCAGGACCACACGGUCAUCAAGUCGGGCUACUGCGUCAAGCAAGGCGCUGUGAUGAGGAACUGGAAACGACGAUAUUUCCUCCUGGAGGAAAACUCAAUGAGCUACUUCAAGUCCGAUCUGGAGAAAGAGCCGCUGAGGAUGAUCCCGCUGAAGGAGGUUCACAAAGUGCAGGAGUGCAAACAGAGUGACAUCAUGAUGCGCGACAAUCUGUUUGAAGUCGUCACCACAUCAAGGACAUUUUACAUACAGGCCGACAGUCCGGAGGAGAUGCACAGCUGGAUCAAGGCGGUGUCGGGCGCCAUCGUGGCCCAGCGGGGGCCGGGGAGGUCCGCUGCCACAAUGCGGCAGGCCAGACGGCUGUCAAACCCCUGUAUACAGAGGUAUACGUCUCGAAUUGGGGAGUGCAGCAGCACGAGCACAGCGGGCGCUCCACAUUCUACCGCAGCUCCGCGGGGCCCCCCGUCCCUCGCUCGCCCGUACCCGCCGUGCCACCCUGCCAGCCAGAGCGGGGGGCCGCCGCCGUCGCGUGCGGCCCACGCCCGCAGCCUGGCGUGGGACAGCGAGCACUUCAUGAGCCUGCUGCCUCGGCCCGCUCGCAGCCGCACGCCGGCCCGCCUCUCCUUGCAGGAGGCCCGCCUGGCAAAGUGAGCGCCCGGGAGGAGUCGCCGUGGCGACGGCGCAGCGCCUUCGAGCCGCACGUGCCCGAGCCGCCCCUGGAUUUGGACGACGCCGACCUGCCGGUGAGCGAGGUCUGAGCUGGACUUGUAAUGACCAUGAUGGCGGCGCCGUGCGAGUUCUCCUCCGCCCAACUGUGCUCGUGUGCCAAAGACCAGGCGGUCUUCUUAGUUACCGUGGCGACCGAUGGAGACUUUUCAAGGUCAGACAACUUGCCCUCGCUUCUCUUCACUUCCACUAGCUGUGUCUCACCACAUUGGUGCUCUUCCUACUCCAGUCCACUCAUUGUGGGGAAAUAGUUCCAGGCGAGGAGGAGGAGCUUUUCUUCACAAUAAAACAGGCUAGACGGAAGAGGUUUCUUCACAAUAAAACAGGAUAGAAGGAGGUUUUCUUCACAAUAAAACAGGAUAGAAGGAGGUUUUCUUCACAAUAAAACAGACUAAAAGAAGCAAGAGGAGGUUUUAUUCACAAUAAAACACGUUAGAAGGAGGAGGUUUUCUUCACAAUAAAACAGACUAAAAGAAACAAGAGGAGGUUUUAUUCACAAUAAAACAGGCUAGAAGAAGCAAGCGCAGGUUUUUUCAACAAUAAAACGGGAUAGGAGGUUUUUUUCACAAUAAAAUAGGUUAGAAAGAAGAGGUUUCUUCACAUUAAUACAGGCUAGAAGGAGGAUGUUUUCUUCACAAUAAAACAGGCUAGAAGAAGCAAGCGCAGGUUUUUUCUACAAUAAAACAGGAUAGGAGGUUUUUUUUCACAAUAAAACAGGUUAGAAGGAAGAGGUUUCUUCACAAUAAAACAGGCUAAAAGAAGCAAGCGCAGGUUUUUUCACAAUAAAACAGGCUAGAAGGAAGAGGUUUCUUCACAAUAAAACAGACGAAAAGAAACAAUAGGAGGUUUUCUUAUCAAUAAAACAGGCUAGAAGAACAAGCGCAUGUUUUUUUCACAAUAAAACAGGAUAGAAGGAGGAGGUUUUCUUCACAAUAAAACAGGCUAGAAGGAGGAGGUUUUCUUCACAAUAAAACAGGCUAGAAGGAAGAGGUUUCUUCACAAUAAAACAGACUAAAAGAAGCAAAGGGAGGUUUUCUUCACAAUAAAACAGGUUAGGAGUAGGAUGUUUUCUUCACAAUAAAACAGACUAAAAGAAGCUCGAGGAGUUAUUCUUCACAAUAAAACCGGUUAGAAGGAGGAUGUUAUCUUCACAAUAAAACAGGAUAGAAGAAGCAAGAGAAGGUUUUCUUCACAACAAAACAGGUUAGAAGGAAGAUGUUUUCUUCACAAUAAAACAGACUAAAAGAAGCAAGAGAAGGUUUUCUUCACAACAAAACAGCAAGCAGAGGUUAUCUUCACAAUAAAACAGGCUAGAAGGAGGAUGUUUUCUUCACAAUAAAACAGGCUAGAAGGAGGAGGUUUUCUUCACAAUAAAACAGGCUAGAAGGAGGAUGUUUUCUUCACAAUAAAACAGGCUAGAAGGAGGAGGUUUUCUUCACAAUAAAACGGUAGAAGAAGCAAGCGCAGGUUUUUUUCUACAAUAAAACAGUAUAGAAGGAGGAGGUUUUCUUCACAAUAAAACAGGCUAGAAGGAAGAGGUUUCUUCACAAUAAAACAGACUAAAAGAAGCAAGAGGAGGUUUUCUUAUUAAUAAAACAGGUUAGAAGGAGGAUGUUUUCUUCACAAUAAAACAGGCUUAGAAGAAGCAAGCACAGGUUUUCUUCACAUUAAAACAGACCAGAAGAAGGCAGCGAUUUUCUUCACAAUAAAGCAGCAAGCAUAGGUUUUCUUCACAAUAAAACAGGCUAGAAAGAGGAUGUUUUCUUCACAACAGACUAAAAGUAGCAAGAGGUUUUCGUCACAAUAAAAUAGGUUAGGAGGAUGUUUUCUUCACAAUAAAACAGGCUAGAAGAAGACAGCGGUGGAUUUCUUCACAAUAAAACAGACUAGAAGAAGACAGCGAUUAUCUUCACAAUAAAGCAGCAAGCAUAGGUAUUCUUCACAAUAAAACCGGCUACAAGAAGCAAGCGGUGGAUUUAUUCACAAUAAAACAGGUUAGAAGGAGGAUGUUUUCUUCACAAUAAAACAGGCUAGAAGAAGAAGGCAGCGAUUUUCUUCACAAUAAAACGGGCUAGAAGAUGCAAGCGGUGUAUUUCUUCACAAUAAAACAGACUAAAAGAAGAGAGAGGAGGUUUUCUUCACAAAAAAACAGGCUAGAAGAAACAAGUGGAGUUUUGUUUCGCAAUAAAACAGGCUAGAAGAAGGUUUUCUUCACAAUAAAACAGACGAAAAGAAGCAAGCGGAGGUUUUCUUCACAAUAAAACAGGCUUAGAAGAAACAAGUGGAGUUUUGUUUCGCAAUAAAACAGGCGAGAAGAAGGUUUUCUUCACAAUAAAACAGACGAGAAGAAGCAAGCGCAGGUUUUCUUCACAAUAAAACAGACUAGUAGAAGACAGCGAUUAUCUUCACAAUAAAGCAGCAAGCAUAGGUAUUCUUCACAAUAAAACCGGCUACAAGAAGCAAGCGGUGGAUUUAUUCACAAUAAAACAGGUUAGAAGGAAGAUGUUUUCUUCGCAAUAAAACAGACUAAAAGAAGCAAGGGGAGGUUUUCGUCACAAUAAAAUAGGUUAGGAGGUUGUUUUCUUCACAAUAAAACAGGCUAGAAGAAGCAAGCGUUGCAUUUAUUCACAAUAAAACAGGUUAGAAGGAGGAUGUUUUCUUCACAAUAAAACAGACUAAAAGAAGCAAGAGGAGGUUUUCGUCACAAUAAAAUAGGUUAGGAGGAUGUUUUCUUCACAAUAAAACAGGCUAGAAGAAGCAAGCGCUGGUUUUCUUCACAAUAAAACCGACCAGAGGAAGAAGGCAGCGAUUUUCUUCACAAUAAAACAGGCUAGAAGAAGCAAGCGGUGGAUUUCUUCACAAUAAAACAGGCUAGAAGGAGGAUGUUUUCUUCACAAUAAAACAGGCUAGAAGAAGCAAGCGGUGGAUUUCUUCACAAUAAAACCGACCAGAGGAAGAAGGCAGCGAUUUUCUUCACAAUAAAACAGGCUAAAAGAAGCAAGCGGUGGAUUUCUUCACAAUAAAACAGGCUAGAAGGAGGAUGUUUUCUUCACAAUAAAACAGACUAAAAGAAGCAAGAGUAGGUUUUCUUCACAACAAAACAGCAAGCAGAGGUUUUCUUCACAAUAAAACAGGCUAGAAGAAGCAAGCGCAGGUUUUCUUCACAAUAAAACAGACCAGAGGAAGAAGGCAGCGAUUUUCUUCACGAUAAAACAGGCUAGAAGAAGCAAGCGGUGGAUUUCUUCACAAUAAAACAGGCUAGAAGGAGGAUGUUUUCUUCACAAUAAAACAGGUUAAAAGAAGGAUGUUAUCUUCACAAUAAAACAGACUAAAAGAAGCAAGAGGAGGUUUUCUUCACAACAAAACAGCAAGCAGAGGUUUUCUUCACAAUAAAACAGGCUAGAAGAAACAAGUGGAUUUUUGUUUCGCAAUAAAACAGGCUAGAAGAAGGUUUUCUUCACAAUAAAACAGGCUAGAAUGUUUUCUUCACAAUAAAACAGAGCAAGCAGAGGUUUUCUUCACAGUAAAACAGGCUAGAAGGAGGUUUUCUUCACAAUAAAACAGUAAGCAGAGGUUUUCUUCAUAAUAAAACAGGCUAGAAUGUUGUCUUCACAAUAAAACAGUAAGCAAAGGUUUUCUUCACAAUAAAACAACAAGCAGAGGUUUUCUUCACAAUAAAACAGGCUAGAAGGAGGUUUUCUUCACAAUAAACAGACGAGAAGAAGCAAGUGGAGGUUUUCUUCACAAUAAAACAGGCUAGAAUGUUUUCUUCACAAUAAAACAGAGCAAGCAAAGGUUUUCUUCACAGUAAAACAGACUAGAAGGAGGUUUUCUUCACAAUAAAACAGUAAGCAGAGGUUUUCUUCACAAUAAAACAACAAGCAGAGGUUUUCUUCACAAUAAAACAACAAGCAGAGGUUUUCUUCACAAUAAAACAGUAAGCAGAGGUUUUCUUCAUAAUAAAACAGGCUAGAAUGUUGUCUUCACAAUAAAACAGUAAGCAAAGGUUUUCUUCACAAUAAAACAGGCUAGAAGGAGGUUUUCUUCACAAUAAACAGACGAGAAGAAGCAAGUGGAGGUUUUCUUCACAAUAAAACAGGCUAGAAUGUUUUCUUCACAAUAAAACAGAGCAAGCAAAGGUUUUCUUCACAGUAAAACAGACUAGAAGGAGGUUUUCUUCACAAUAAAACAGUAAGCAGAGGUUUUCUUCACAAUAAAACAACAAGCAGAGGUUUUCUUCACAAUAAAACAACAAGCAGAGGUUUUCUUCACAAUAAAACAGUAAGCAGAGGUUUUCUUCACAAUAAAACAACAAGCAGAGGUUUUCUUCACAAUAAAACAACAAGCAGAGGUUUUCUUCACAAUAAAACAACAAGCAGAGGUUUUCUUCACAAUAAAACAGUAAGCAGAGGUUUUCUUCACAAUAAAACAACAAGCACAGGUUUUCUUCACAAUAAAGCAGCAAGCAGAGGUUUUCUUCACAAUAAAACAACAAGCAGAGGUUUUCUUCACAAUAAAACAACAAGCAGAGGUUUUCUUCACAAUAAAACAACAAGCAGAGGUUUUUUUUCACAAUAAAACAACAAGCAGAGGUUUUCUUCACAAUAAAACAGGCGCUGGUGUCCAACUGGUGGUGCGUUCAGGACAGUUUUACACCUCUAUCUCAGAAGUUAGCGUAAGUUGUGUCUCACCGACCUUUACCUUGGGUUGUUCCCCACUUGAGGAGCCAAAGCAGCUAGCAGAAGUGAAGAGAAGAGAAGAGAAGGUGCAGGUGGUGUGACUCCAGUGACCACUAAGUGCCAAGAAGAAAAGGGAUCAUGUCUCCCAGGACUGGACUGAAUAAGCUGAGUGCUUCUUAACACUCCCUGACACUGGAUCUCAUUUACCUGCCAGUGUUUUCCUUUUGGACACCUGCAACCAGGCAUCAUAUCAACGUGUGUGUGGCGGCCAUCUUUGAUUUUCUAACCUGCACUCAGAGCCUGUACGGUACAACAUGGCGUCACAAACUGUCUAACUUCAAACACUCCUGCUUUUGGGGGGGGGUGGGCAUCCCGACUGAUUGGAAAGUUGGGAAUUGCAAACAUCCAUUUGUGCAAGGACUGCCUACCAGUUGAUUUAGUGCACUACUAUGCUGGCUAAAGAUGGUUAACGGCUAAAGCAGUAAUGGAAUAAUUGUUCAGACUACAAGAUGAUUACAGGGAUUGUGUGGCCAUCCCUAAUCACUAUUUCUACAUCCUCUGUGUGUGUGUGUGUUGUGUUUGCAGACUCAAAGUGAUUUAUAGGACAUUUGUAAACGCAAUAUAGUCAAUGUGUUCUAGUAGCAGGCAGUUGCCAAACAAAUGUACAGUACUCACUAAACACCCGGAUUCAUUCCACAUCCAAGCUAUUUGAACCUGCUCCAAUCUGGUGUCAUUGUUCUGAGAUCUAUUUAUUAUGUGGAGGAAAUAAACCCUUGAACAUG